Phlebotomus papatasi is the source of this 3166-nucleotide messenger RNA. RefSeq lists its product as uncharacterized. Gene Ontology annotation, molecular function: protein binding. Gene Ontology annotation, cellular component: extracellular matrix. The record is from RefSeq and is a predicted model, not a curated record. The transcript is spliced from 3 exons. Lineage: Eukaryota; Metazoa; Arthropoda; Insecta; Diptera; Psychodidae. The coding region runs from base 18 to 1916 and encodes 632 amino acids.
GUUGUGCUCAAUGUGCCAUGCUCAAGUCGAAAUCGUUCACUCUCGAAAAACCAAAACACAGUGAGGGUUGGAUUAAGAUUCAGGAGUGGGAUAGACGUUGGAAUAAGAUUCUUUCUAUUGUAUUUGGUGUUUUAACUUUCAUGUUGCUGUUUGCAAUAGUCCUGGCAAAUACAAUGAGCACGGCAGCAGUGCUACCUUCUGCGCCGAACAUCACUACAACGCCCGUUUUAGAGUCUACUACUUCAGACCUUUUCUCAACGAUGGAAACAAGUGAGCUUUCAACUUCAAGUGAACUUGAGAGUACAACUACGGAAGAAACAACUUCAAAUGAAGUAACAGAUGGGAAAAUAAUUCAGCCAACAGAUUAUUACCAUUUCCAUGAUGAUGAUUCAAUUCAGAUUUUAGAUUUUUGCUUUAUGAUUUCCUGCAAUAUUACUUGCACAAAUGGGAGACUUAAUGAUAUAACCAGGAUUAUUGAUAAACUUUAUAGGAGAAGCCGAUGCUGGGCAGUACGUUUAGAGCUCAACCGAUGCAGUUUUUCAAGAAGGAGAGUUGCAAGAAAUUGGCUCACAACAAAGGCCUUCAUCUUAGUGCUUCAAAUAGUUAACACUAAUGUGAGAUAUAUUGAAGAUAAAUCCUUCAGUGCAUCCUGCUUCAAAAAGCUCCAUACUCUGGUCUUGCGAAAUACGGAAAUGCAAUGUAUCACCUCAAAGCAAACUUUUGUUGGUCUGGAAAAUCUUCAGAGACUGGAAUUGAUAAACCUCCCACUUAAAAUGUUCUCGAGUGAAGUGUUUGUUCCAUUUGCUGCAAAACUCUUAGUGUUGGUAUUUGAAGAAAUGCUAACACCUGCCUUUCCUGUGACUAACAUCACAGGAAAAUUUUCUGGUCUUUCAAAUGUGAGCUACUUGAGUCUCAAGUACAAUCAUUUGGGUCCAUUGAAUGAAGACUCAUUCGCAGGACUUGAGAAUGUUGUUGAAAUGGAUUUGAGGGGCUCUGGUAUAGCAGAGAUUGAAAAGAGAACAUUUGACCAUUCGAAACCUCUUAAGCAUUUGUUCCUCAAUGGAAAUUACAUCGAGAGUAUUCCUUUCAGGAUAUUUGAUGUGAUUCUGAAAAAUGAGAAAGCUUUGAUAGAUCUAAGUGGAAAUCCUUUCAUUUGCGAUUGUAGACUGAAACAGCUGCAGAGGUAUUUGGAUGAUCCAAAAACUAGAGGAAAUUUUGUGCUCCCAUUGACAUGCAUCCUGCCAACGGAGUGUUGGGAGGAAUUCGUAGCAGACUGCAAUGUAUGUGGAGAGAAAGGUAAGCCCACCACUUCUACCGAUGGAACCACUGAAAUAUCUCCUUUAUCCCCGAGUGAGAAUAUAACAUCUAUGCCACCACCAACAUCAACAAAACGUCCCCCAGAAAAACCCGAUGACGACGUUGUCACUUGCUUCAACAAGGCAGCCUUCGUAACCCUAAUGGUGAUGUCUCUGCUCCUGAGUGCCACAGUUGGAGCCGUUGGUCUCUUCUGCGCCAUUCGACACUGCCCUUCUCUGAUAAAGCGUGCAAAAUCCACUUUCGUGCCAAAGAAGCCUUCAACUGAGGUUCCAGCCUUCCCAUCAGGAGCUUCAGCUACACCACGUUCUUCCACUUCAAAGCCACCCUUCCUUCGAAGUCUUUCAGAUACAAGUAUCGCCAGCGGCAGGAGUUACGUGUCGGCAAUAAAUCCACCUCAUUUAAGAAACAUUUCCUGGAAUAUGAAUAAGGCAAACUAUAUACACGAUAACUCAAUGUAUUUAGAGGAUAAUUUCUUUGAUCGCCCACCUCCACUUCCACCUCAUCCAAGAAGGAACUCCAGUCUCACAACAGAUGCACCUUCCACAAGGACUACCUGCACGUAUUCCACAAACGAGAAUAUAUAUGAAUUGUAUGAAUAACAUUCCUGACACUUUCACUGUGAGAGAAUAAUUUCGGUCAGGAUUAGAGGAAAGCGGGUCAGUUUUGCAAAUGCAUUGCAUAGUUCUGUAAAAGUGCACCUUUCAGGAUUGAAACUAAAAAUGUACGGAUACAUUGUUUGGUAAAGAGUAAAAGGGCGGACUUUUAAAAAAGUUAAAGAUAAUUUUAUGAAAAAGUAAUUUUAUUUAAUAUUUGCUGCAAUCCAACAAAAUUCUAUUAAACACAAAAUAUUUCAAAUUAAACAUUUCGGAUUCUUAAUAAUCAACUAUCUGAGUGUAAUUUUAAGAAUCGAAAAAAUUGAACGUACGUAAAAUUAUCUUAUUUUAAUUUUGAUAUUGAAAUUAAAAAUAAGAUGUUGAAAGUUCAAAAUAUAAAAAUUUAGAAUGUCAAAUACACUAAUUAUUUUUUUGCUUUUAGAAGAUUAAUGCAUAAAUUGAACUUUAUAAUUCGUACUUUUCCUUUUCUCCCCUAUAUCAAAUUUAUUCGUAGGAUGGUGUGACCUUUUUUAGUCAUGUAGGCACUUUUAGUCGUCUUAAAUAAUGUCGCCAAUCUUAUUUAGGAGGAAUGUAUUGAAACAUGCAUUUUUGCAAAAAAAAAUAUUUUUUCAAUGAGAUCUCAAAAAAUUUUAAGCAAAUCUUUUAAAUAUGAUAGACAAGACACUGCACCAAAGUAUAUCUAUGCUAAAUUUCAUUUUAAUUGAACAAGAAUUUCAAAAUAAAGAAGGUUUCAAACAGUUUUAAAGGCUUAAAGUGGCCAAAAUACUUACUCCAUCCUAUGAUUUUUUAUAUUUUAAUUUAAGAGAUUCAUGUAGUCGCUUUUAUCUGCCAAUACAUAUUACACAAAAUAACUAAUGAAGUUAGAUUAUGAGGUAUUGACUGUUAAAAACGACAAUAUAAAAUUUGUUAUACUUGAAAAUUAAAUAUAUAUUUUAUUAUAAAAUUGAAUUAUCUUAUAUAAUUAGAAAAUAAUCUGCAAAUUCAUCAAUUUUGCUGUGUAUCAUGACAAUGUGUAUGUAGAAUGUUGGUUUUGAAAUAUUUGGCAAAUACACUUUAUUUUGAUUCUAAUCUGCACAAUUGAGAAAAUAGAGUUAAAGAUGAUUUCAUGUAUUUCAAGGUGUCCUAUUUUCGUAUCGUUUGUCUCUUAAAUUAAAUUAGUGUACCUUGAAGAGGGCAUAUAAUGUACAAUUUACUACAAAAUAAAAUCAACAAUAAAGACACGUUUUUAACUAAAA